AUGGCGGCGGCGGGCGGCGCUAAAAUGGAGCCUGCUUCCUGCGCGAAACAAUCCCGCUCCCAAAAUGCACAGCGCUGUUUACGCUCCCUUCCUCCUCGGGAACGUCACAGAACCGAGGCGAGAGGGAGGGCGGGAGGGGCUGGGAACGUGGCUGCGUCAGCACGUCGUCCCGCCCCCUGCAGCCCAGAAACCCCGCCAAUGAGCCUAAACGUGAUUGGCCGGCCAAAUAAUUUACGCGCAGCCUCUGCCGCUGCGGGGUGCCCAGGUGGCUUAGUUUUCGAAUCAGAAAUGCAAAUAUCGAGGUUCUUGAAGACUUUCCAACCUCUAGACAAAAGCACUUUCUCCAAAUCCGAGGGACUCCUGCGUCAGCUGGGGAAAUCUAGAGCAGUCUACGACAAGUCUCCCUUGAAAGAAAGUGAUUUAAAGGUUUAUGGGAACAAACAAUACAGCAUAGACAGAUAUUGGGAACACAACAAUGAUCGAAUCAAAGAACUGAGUCUAGUAUACGGCGUGCAAGGUUAUGGGAACCUGGCACCUAGCACAGAAUCGGGUCAGGUCUUUUGUGUCUUCUACGCCCUGGUAGGCAUCCCAUUCAAUGUGAUCUUCCUCAACCACCUGGGCACAGGGCUACGUGCCCACCUGGUCAGCCUUGAGAGGUGGGAGGACCAGCCCCGGCGCUCCCAGCUGCUGCAGAUGCUGGGCCUGACUCUGUUCCUGACCCUGGGGACACUGCUCAUCCUCAUCUUCCCACCCAUGGUCUUCAGUCAUGUGGAGGGCUGGAGCUUUGGCGAGGGCUUCUACUUUGCCUUCAUCACUCUCAGCACCAUUGGCUUUGGGGACUAUGUUGUUGGCACGGACCCCAACAAGCAUUACAUCUCCAUGUACCGGAGCCUAGCUGCCAUCUGGAUCCUCGUGGGCCUGGCCUGGCUGGCUCUGGUCCUCCCUCUAGGCCCUGUGCUUCUGCACAGGUGCUCCCAGCUCUGGCUGCUCAGCAGGGGCUUUGGCCUCAAGGAAGAUGGAAUCCCUGAGACUGGCGGGCUCCCCAGGCCUCAGAAGAUCCCCAUCUCUGCAUGAAGUUUCCCCCAGCCACUCCAAUAGCCCCUCCCAGUUUUCCCAGCCCUCCACAAACACACCCUUCAUAUUUCCCGCCCCAAGUCCUCCUCUGCCAACAGGCUCAUUUCCCAGUAGAAGCAGACUGCAAGAGUCCAAGAAAAGUAACAGAAAGGUGGU
Erinaceus europaeus (western European hedgehog) is the source of this 1230-nucleotide messenger RNA. RefSeq names its product potassium channel subfamily K member 16-like. The record is from RefSeq and is a predicted model, not a curated record. Gene Ontology annotation, molecular function: potassium ion leak channel activity. Bases 1 to 1074 code for a protein of 357 amino acids. Lineage: Eukaryota; Metazoa; Chordata; Mammalia; Eulipotyphla; Erinaceidae. The transcript has 4 exons. Gene Ontology annotation, cellular component: membrane. Gene Ontology annotation, biological process: stabilization of membrane potential; potassium ion transmembrane transport.